Molecule: messenger RNA, 4035 nt
Organism: Clonostachys solani
Lineage: Eukaryota; Fungi; Ascomycota; Sordariomycetes; Hypocreales; Bionectriaceae
Source: the annotation of a GenBank genome assembly
AUGGAGCAGCAACAGCAGCAAAGCCAGCAGCCGCAGCAAGGCCAGCCGCCCCAGCAACCCCAAGCUGGUGGUGUGCAUGGCCCAGCUGGACGUCGCUUGCAUAUUGCGCAUCGUCGGAGUCCUUCAGAGUUGACUCCGUUGAUGAGCAUGUUUGCCAAUCCUGGAAUGGAACAGUUGGCUAUCCAGCAACAAAUUGAGCUGCUUCAACAACAGCAACAACAGAUCCAAGCUACACAGCAACAAUAUGUCAACCUGGGGAUGAUGCCCCCAGGUCAACCCAUCCACCCUGGCGGACAAUUCAAUCCUUUGCAGUCCAUGGGAAACCUCCAGCAACCGGGCUUUCAGUUCCCAAACCAAAUGGGACAACAGAACAUGGCCCCUCCGAGCCAACCAAUGUCACAUCGCCGUAAUCAGUCGGCAUUUCCCAACAUGGGCAUGGGCCCUCCUCCAGCGCCCUCCUCUGGUGCGUCUGGAUCCAACUUCGGAAACUUCGAAGCUCCCGGAGCUGGUGGUGGGCAGCCCCGAGAGAACAAUGCCGGCCGCGGAGGUCGUGGCGGCGGCGGCUCCGGCGGCGGCCAUCAACGUCGACACUCUUUGGCCCUAGCCGAUGCGAAGAAGGCUGCCGAGCUCGCCCAGCAGAAGCGAACGACGACCGGUUUCCAGUUCCCCGCAGCCAACGCCGACGAUGAGAAUAAAGGUCCAUCUCAGUCCGGCGCUGAUCUUGCCCCUCCAGCUGCUGGAAGAGGGGGACGAGGCGGUCACGGCCGCAGCCAGAGUAUGGCCGUCAAUGGUCGUGGUGGCUCCCGUGGCUCCUUCGGAGGUGAUGGAAAUGACGCCCCACGCCGAGGAGGCCAUGGACGAUCCGGCUCCAGAAACUUUGAAGGUAACUGGAGAAAUCAGAGCCAGAGCCAGGAUCAGGGUGGGAACACUGGCUUCCAGCCUGGUCACCGGUCUCAAGGCUCGAUGAACCAGUCCGUCUCGAAUAUUGGUGGCUUCCAGUAUAACCCCAACAAUCCCCAGCUCAUGCAGCUCCCUGGCCAGAUGGUAAUGCCUGGCAUGUAUGGACAACAGCUCAACCCAAUGCAACAGCUCCAAGCUCUUCAGGCCGCGCAGCUCAACGGACAGCAGCUCCAAGGUUUGCAAAGCUCUCAGCAUGCCGGGCCAAUGGGUGGCCAGCAACAACAGCAGCAGCGCAAGACCCUUUUCACUCCUUACCUCCCACAGGCCUCACUCCCCGCACUCCUUGGGGACGGUCAACUCGUUUCCGGUAUUCUUCGUGUGAACAAGAAGAACCGCAGUGACGCUUAUGUCACCACAACCGAUGGAGUCCUUGACGCUGAUAUCUUUAUCUGCGGUAGCAAGGAUCGCAACCGUGCCCUGGAGGGAGAUCUGGUCGCCAUCGAACUCCUCGAUGUCGACGAAGUCUGGUCCCAGAAGCGUGAGAAGGAGGAGAAGAAGAAGCGCAAGGACAUCACUGAUACCCGUUCUGGAUCCGUCAACCAGGGCAACCGAGGCUCAGAGAACAACGAUGACAACAAUGCCGCAGAGGGUGGUAUCCGCCGCCGCGGCAGUCUUCGCCAGCGUCCCACGCAGAAGAAGAACGAUGAUGUGGAAGUUGAAGGACAGUCUCUGCUCCUCGUUGAGGAGGAAGAGAUCAGCGAUGAGCAGAAGCCCCUUUACGCUGGCCAUGUCGUCGCAGUCGUUGAAAGAGUUGCCGGCCAGAUGUUCUCUGGUACUCUUGGACUGUUGCGUCCCAGUAGCCAGGCAACCAAGGAGAAGCAGGAGGCAGAGCGAGCCGCUCGUGAUGGUGGUAAUAACCGUCACAAUGAUUCCCGCCACCAGGAGAAGCCCAAGAUUGUCUGGUUCAAGCCAACAGACAAGCGGGUGCCACUCAUUGCUAUCCCGACCGAACAAGCACCUCGGGAUUUCGUAGAGAAACACCAGGAUUAUGCCGACCGCAUCUUCGUGGCAUGCAUUAAGCGCUGGCCCAUCACCUCCCUCCAUCCUUUCGGAACCCUUGUUGAGCAGCUGGGUCGUAUGGGCGACCUCAAGGUCGAGACUGAUGCGUUGUUGCGCGACAACAACUUCUCAUCCGACGAGUUCUCAGAUGCUGUUCUACGAAACGUUGGCCUGCAGGAUUGGUCUGUUGCAAAGGAGGACGCAGAGGCUAUUGCCGCUCGUCGUGACUAUCGCGAGGAGGCUACUUUCACCAUCGAUUAUGACGGAGGUGCCGAGCUCGGAAAUGCCGUUCACGUUAAGCAUCUCGACGAUGGCAAGAUUGAAGUUGGUAUUCACAUUCCUGACGUCACGCACUUCGUGAAGCCCAACUCUCUGGUCGACCGUGAAGCCAAGAAGCGUGGUACCUCAGUUCAGCUGCUCAACAGGUUCUGCGCCCUGUUGCCAGCAAAGCUGGCUAACGAGGUUUGCUCGCUCGUUACUGAUCAGGAACGCUUGACCGUCAGUGUAGUCUUCCAGGUCAACGCCCACACCGGUGCGGUUGCCGAGGGCGAUAGCUGGGUGGGCCGCUCCAUCAUCAAGAGCACUGGCAAGGUUUCACUGAAGGAUAUUGAUGAUGCUCUGACGGAGCCCUCUGCCUUCCAGAAUGAAGCUGUUCCUGCCACUACACUCCAGCUGCUUCACAAUGUUGCGAAGAAGUUCCGCGAGCGCCGUCUUACUACCGGUGGUGAACCUGUUGCGCCUCUUCGUUUGUUGCAGCAACUGGACGAUGAGAACAACCCGGUCCAAGAGAACUUGUUUGACUCAACCGAUUCUCUUGAACUCGUCGAGGAGCUCAUGCACAAGGCAAAUGCCUAUGUAGCCGAGCGCCUUGUCCAGGGUUUGCCUGACAAGGCUCUGCUUCGCCGCCAGGCCCCUCCCAACCCCCGUCGUCUGCAGACCUUUGUUGAGCGCAUGACUGCGUUGGGCUAUGACAUCGAUAACUCAAGCAGCGGUGCUCUGCAGAACAGCCUUUUCAAGGUCGAGGACUCAGAUCUCCGCAAGGGUAUGGAGACUGUCUUGGUCAAGUCUAUGCAGCGAGCGAAAUACCUGAUCGGAAGCAAGACUCCCAAAGGGCUCUGGGCCCACUAUGCGCUCAACCUCCCACUGUACACCCACUUCACGAGCCCUACCCGCCGAUAUGCUGAUGUUAUUGUCCACCGUCAGCUCGAGGCCGUGUUGUCUGAAGGCAAGGUCGAAUUUACCGACGAUCUCGAGAACCUGGUCAAGACUGUCGAGGCUUGCAACACUAAGAAGGAGUCUGCCCAGAACGCCCAGGAACAGAGCAUCCACAUCGAAGCUUGCCGAACCAUGGACAAGAAGCGACAGGAAGCUAAUGCUGAUCUGGUUACUGAGGGAAUUGUCCUGUGCGUCUAUGAGUCCGCUUUCGACGUUCUUAUUCCAGAAUGGGGAUUUGAGAAGCGAGUCCACUGCGACCAGCUUCCUCUCAAGAAGGCUGAGUUCAGGAAGGAGAAGCGUGUGCUCGAGUUGUACUGGGAGAAGGGUGUCCCCAGCUCCGCUUACGUCCCUGAAGAUGAGCGCCCUAAGGCAGCCGCCUCUCAGAGAAUGAACAAUGCACUUGCGGCACAGAGGCAAGCCGAAGAGGCUGAGAGAGCCAGGAGGGAGAGGGAGGAGGCUGCUCGCAAGCAAACCGAGACUGGAACCAUCUCAACCGACGAUGUUGAUGCGCUGUUUGAUGACGACGAUGACAACACGUCGGAUGUGACUGAAGCCAUGGCCGGUGCCUCGCUUGCUGAGCGGCCCACCCAGAGCGUUCCUGGAUCACCUGCACGAACCGCCACCAAUGCUGGCGAUCUGCACCGUACUCGCUCUGACUCCAAGGUGCCUGUUGGAGAUGCUGUCGAGUCCCGCCUGACCAACAAGGACAAGUACCUGCAGCUUUUCACCCUCAGGGAAGAGGGAGGUGACUACAUCCAGGAUGUCACCGAGAUGACCAGAGUGCCCAUCAUUCUGAAGACUGACUUGAGCAAGAGCCCACCUUGCCUCACAAUCCGUUCUCUCAACCCUUACGCGCUCUAA